Molecule: messenger RNA, 1089 nt
Organism: Aspergillus chevalieri
Lineage: Eukaryota; Fungi; Ascomycota; Eurotiomycetes; Eurotiales; Aspergillaceae
Product: PAPA-1-like domain-containing protein
Exons: 3
Coding region: 1-1089 (362 amino acids)
Biological process (GO): chromatin remodeling
Cellular component (GO): Ino80 complex
Source: RefSeq, a predicted model, not a curated record
AUGUCCCCACAUCGUUUUCUGCGCCUUCACACUUUGCGGGCAACCACCCAGGAACCGGAUUCUAACAUGGAAACCAGGUCGAUUAGACUUACUCGCUCCUCCGCGAACUCCUCUUCCUCUGUGACGAUCUUCCGAGCCCCAGUUUCUCCAGGACGACUAGGAAAGUCUCUCCGUUUGAUCUUCAAGAUGCCCUCGAGCAAGCUCCGCGAAGCAACAAACGCAUCAAAACGCAAUAUCUUCGCGGAAGACCCCAUCGUGACCGGACCGCGCACGAGCCGUCCGAGAAAGAAGCUGGUGGAGAUUAAUACUAGCGAUGAAGAAGACUUGAGCGACCAAGAAGAGGACGAGGUUGAUGACGACGACGCAGCCGGUGAUGAGGAUGAGGAUGCCGACGCUGAUGGUGAUUUGGACAUGGACGAUGCACCGCCUCAACCGCCAUCUAGGCGACAUGCAAAGGCGGCUGCAACUUCUACGCCAUCUCGAAAACAAGUCAAGAGUGUUGAGGCCAAGGAGUUGGAGCUGGAGAACGAUGAAGACGACGAUGAAGAACUGUCUGAGUUGGAUUCGGAUGCAGAAGGCGAGCCUGAUGACGAUGGAAAUGCAGAGUUGGAUGAGGAAGAUGAGGAGGGCCUUGACAGUGAUGACGCCGGUGCAGACAUCAGCAAAAUGACAAAACGGCAAAGAGGGAAUUUGGGUAACGACUUUCUGCAAUUGCCCAUGGAACCCCAGAUAAAGAAGCAUCUGACGGCCGAAGAGCGCGCCAUGCGUCGUGCAGAGAUGGCACGACGGCGAAAGAACCUCAGCGAGAAGCGCAACGAGGAAGAAAAGAUGGACACGAUCAACAGACUGUUGAGAAAACAACCUCCCAAGAAGCGAGGCCGCGGCGCCGCUGAAGGGGCAGAGGCUACUCCCGGCGAACAAGAGGCGCAAGAGCCCGAGAAACGGAAAGCGGAUCCCAUCAUGGUAAGAUGGGUUAGCAAUCGACAGGGUAGCCAGUUGAGUGUCCCUGAGGAAUGGCUUGGUACUCCUGCAGGGCGUCUACUUGGAGCAAAUACAACGGGGUCUAAGAAACUUGUUGAGGAAGUCUGA